Molecule: messenger RNA, 6096 nt
Organism: Phacochoerus africanus (Common warthog)
Lineage: Eukaryota; Metazoa; Chordata; Mammalia; Artiodactyla; Suidae
Gene: RGL1
Product: ral guanine nucleotide dissociation stimulator like 1
Exons: 19
Coding region: 449-2860 (803 amino acids)
Biological process (GO): positive regulation of GTPase activity; Ras protein signal transduction
Cellular component (GO): plasma membrane
Molecular function (GO): guanyl-nucleotide exchange factor activity
Source: RefSeq, a predicted model, not a curated record
AGCCUAGGGGGGUCUUAGGUUGGCGGCGAUGGGCUCGGAGGGCGGGUGGCCUUGGCUUGUGCUGCCACUGCCGCCGCCAACGACCUGCCAUCGGUGUCCUGCGUAAGGUCCGGCUGGCACGGACUUGCCUGUGAGGUGGGAUGGACUGGUUGCCGGACCAAGUCCCCUGCAGUUGACAGGAGUAUGAGGCGGAGUGAUGCACGCCCAGUCGCCCAGCAUCGUUCUAGUUGUCAGAGACGUCGCUUCAGACCGUACGCCGACUGUGGCUUCGUUCCAGAGCCGGGAGCCUCUUUUUCGCGAUUGGAACUACGCUGUGCGGCCAGCGGGGAGUCCCCAAGGACAGAGUCGAAAGGUCAUAUCUUAUCUGUCAGUGCUGUGUAACGGCAUCUCGACUGCACCUGCAGAAUCCGAACUAGAUCCGUAAUGCCUCCUGCCUGGCUCUUCCAGGAUGGAGGGGAAGCCUGUGGGAGAGCCUGCUCAUGUGUUGUCUAAACUCAAACUUUCCACCAAGGCAGAAAACACAGGACCCUGGCUGGUGGAAGACCAUGCUCGCAUAUGGGAUGUUUUAAAGACAGAGGAGAGCUCGAUUCAGGACUGGGGUGAAGAGGUAGAGGAAGGAGCUGUUUACCAUGUCACCCUCAAAAGAGUCCAGAUUCAACAGGCUGCCAAUAAAGGAGCAAGAUGGCUAGGGGUUGAAGGGGACCAGCUGCCUCCGGGACAUACCGUCAGUCAGUAUGAGACCUGUAAGAUCAGGACCAUAAAAGCUGGCACCUUGGAGAAGCUUGUGGAGAACCUGCUGACAGCUUUUGGGGACAAUGAUUUUACCUAUAUCAGCAUCUUCCUGUCAACAUAUAGAGGCUUCGCCUCCACUAAAGAAGUGCUGGAGCUGCUGCUGGACAGGUAUGGAAGCCUGGCAAGCCCGAACCGUGAAGAGGAUGGAGGCCAAAGUUCCCCAGCGUCUAAGACGGUGAUCAGGAAUGCCAUCGCCUCCAUCCUGAGAGCCUGGCUUGACCAGUGUGCGGAGGACUUCCGAGAGCCACCUCACUUCCCCUGCUUACAGAAACUCCUGGAGUAUCUCAAGCAGAUGAUGCCAGGCUCUGACCCGGAGAGACGAGCACAGAAUCUUCUGGAGCAGUUUCGCAAGCAAGAAGUAGAAACCGACAAUGGGUUUCCCAACACUAUCUCCCUCAGCCUGGAGGAGGAGGGGGAACCGGACGGUGGCGGGUCUGCAGAAUUCACGUGCUUCUCCGAAGACCUGGUGGCUGAGCAGCUGACCUACAUGGAUGCGCAACUAUUCAAGAAAGUCGUGCCUCACCACUGCCUGGGCUGCAUUUGGUCUCGCAGGGAUAAGAAGGAAAACAAACAUUUGGCUCCUACGAUCCGCGCUACCAUCUCUCAGUUUAAUACCCUCACCAAAUGCGUUGUCAGCACCAUCCUGGGCGGCAAAGAACUCAGAACUCAGCAGAGAGCCAGAAUCAUCGAGAAGUGGAUUAACAUUGCUCACGAAUGUAGAAUCCUGAAGAAUUUCUCGUCCUUGAGGGCCAUCGUGUCGGCCCUGCAGUCCAAUUCCAUCUAUCGGUUAAAGAAGACUUGGGCUGCGGUCCCAAAGGACCGAAUGCUGAUGUUUGAAGAACUCUCAGAUAUCUUCUCAGACCAUAAUAACCAUCUGACCAGCCGGGAACUACUGAUGAAGGAAGGAACCUCAAAAUUUGCAAACCUGGACAGCAGCGUGAAAGAAAACCAGAAGCGGACUCAGAGGCGGCUGCAGCUCCAGAAGGACAUGGGCGUGAUGCAGGGGACCGUGCCCUACCUGGGCACCUUCCUGACAGACCUCACCAUGCUCGACACCGCCCUCCAGGACUACAUCGAGGGUGGACUGAUAAACUUUGAGAAGAGGAGAAGGGAAUUUGAAGUCAUUGCCCAAAUCAAGCUCUUACAGUCUGCCUGCAACAGCUAUUGCAUGACCCCAGACCAAAGGUUCAUCCAGUGGUUCCAGGGGCAGCAGCUCCUGACAGAGGAGGAGAGCUAUGCCCUCUCCUGCGAGAUCGAAGCGGCUGCCGACGCCAGCGCCACCUCGCCCAAGCCUCGGAAGAGCAUGGUGAAGAGGCUCAGCCUACUGUUUCUGGGGUCAGACAUCAUUACCAGUAGCACGCCCACCAAAGAGCAGCCCAAGUCCACCGCCAGCGGGAGCUCUGGUGAAAGCAUGGACUCUGUCAGCGUGUCAUCCUGUGAGUCAAACCACUCGGAGGCAGAGGAGGGCUCCAUCACUCCCAUGGACACACCCGACGAGCCUCAAAAAAAGCUCUCCGAGUCCUCCUCCUCGUGCUCCUCCAUCCACUCCAUGGACACAACUUCCUCAGGGAUGUCGUCCUUGAUGAACCCCCUCUCCUCCCCGCCGGCCUGCAACAACAACCCUAAAAUCCACAAGCGCUCUGUCUCCGUGACAUCCAUUACCUCGACAGGGCUGCCCCCUGUCUACAACCAGCAGAACGAAGACACCUGCAUAAUCCGCAUCAGCGUGGAGGACGACAACGGCAACAUGUACAAGAGCAUCAUGCUGACCAGCCAGGAUAAGACCCCUGCCGUGAUCCAGAGGGCCAUGUUGAAGCACAACCUGGACUCGGACCCCGCGGAGGAGUACGAGCUGGUGCAGGUCAUCUCCGAGGACAAAGAACUCGUGAUCCCAGACUCGGCAAAUGUCUUCUAUGCCAUGAACAGCCAAGUCAACUUUGACUUCAUUUUACGCAAAAAGAACUCCGUGGAGGAGCAGGUGAAACUGCGGAGCCGGACCAGCUUGACGUUGCCCAGGACAGCUAAACGGGGCUGCUGGAGCAACAGACACAGCAAAAUCACCCUCUGAAGGGAGAGACCAGUGGCCCCUCGCUUGCCAAGGGCACCAUGGGGCCAACCACAGACCGUGGGGAUUGCAUCUACCACCUAGUGUUAGAGGGUCGUUGGCAAAGUGGACAGAUAUUUAUUGGGUGCUUCCAGUGUAAUGGGCAUUCUGGGGCAACUGAAGAUGAACUUGACAUGAAAAGGAUGAAUGAGUCACUGAUUCUCUUUGAACUAUCUGAGGACGGGAAUGCAAAAUUAUUCACAUUUAUAAAUAUAUGUGUAGGCACACAUAUUUGGUAUGUAUGUGUAUAUAUAUAUAAAUACGAGGGACUUAUGGGAUAUUCUGGACUAUGGAAAAACACAUUUGCACAAUGGCCUGGGAGGCCGAGGUCACUUUUUACAGGGAAAUAGAAGGAACUGAGAACCUCGUCUCAUACCUUCCAAGUAAGUGGAACCCAUCCCAGGACUACAGAAUGUCCUUUGUGCCAGUAUUACAAGAAGUCCAAACUAUUUUUUAUAAAGGGAGAGGAUUACCUUCUCAAGCAAGUGCCGCCAGAAAAGAAGCACCGCAGCGUUGGGAGCUACCACGGGCUGCAUGAAAGGCCACCUAGGAGAGGGUUUGGAUGAGCCAGUGGCUUUCAACCUCUGCCCGCGUCUGCCGCUUCCUGCCGCCCCGGGGAGGGCGAGGAGCAGCUCCGGAGGCCCGUCUGGCCCACCAGCCCAGCUGUCACAACGUCUCUGGAGGCGACGCAAGCCCCUGGCAUUUCCGGUCAUUGCAUUGUUUGUCCCCUACCCCCACCCCAUAAAGAACACAUCAUAGCCACCGCACAGAGAGCCAUGUUCGCUGGGAACUCAGCCAGAAAAGCAAGUGCAAAAGGAUGCGGAGGCAUGCAGACUCUGACCUGUCUCGGACGCCACUAUGUCACUGUUAGUGCCCAUCGCCGUUUGCAUGUGAAACUAUGUCUGCAGUCUUUUGCCAUCGGGCUCGCAGUACCUCUGUGCCAUUUGUUCCUCAGGUGUAGAAAUUCCCACUGCGAUUGACUGUUUGAGCCUGCGAACGAUUUCCCAAGAGCGAUUGCUCCGUUUCUAGCCCCUCGGAAGCUGUUCCCUGCCGAGAGCGGGGUCCCGUUGCACUUAGCAACUUUUACAGCGUGCCCGUGCCCCGUCCUGGGGAAAGAAACGGGGCUCCAUGUAUGAUCCCAGGCACUUCUAGAGAGGUACAUUCUCCCAAAGGCAAUGAAUAGCUUUUUUUUUUUUUUUUUUUUUUCAGGUUCCCACACUUGGUAUCACAGCAUCACUCACUGUUAAGUGACAUUCUUUGCCUUCGAUAACACCGCCCUCCUCUCUCUCCCAGAUCUGAGCUGUGCUGGGGUUUGACCUACAAAGCCAUAUGUGAGAUGUUAAUAUGUAUAAGAAGCACUUUCCGAAGGGUGUCCUUUUUAAAAAAAAAAAAAAAAUUCUCAAAAUACCAGUUUUUAUUCCAAAAAUAAAGAACAAACCCAGAUACGAAGUACAGCUGGUCAUGCGGCGCUUUCUCUUUCUCCUGUCCUGUAAGACAGCUCCCGAAGGUCCGGUGAGGUUGACGGUGUGUAACUAGCCAUAGCAAGCACCGGGAACAAUCUAGAGAUUGCUGGCAGUGGUCCAAAGAAUGAGAAUGGGCCAGGAAGGCCUCAGAUUUCCUGUAGGUCUUUCUAGAGCUACACUGUCAAGACCAACUGGUUUCACCUGGUUGAGAUGCACUUUCUUCUGUUGGCGAGGGUGGUCCAGUUUGUGCUUUUGUGCUUGGAAGAAGCAUGGCCAGGAUGCUAGACAUUGUGAAGACUGAAGGAAGUGUAGCCUCAGCCUGAGUGUCUUGGCUCAAAGGUCAAAAAGAAAAGGUAGAGCUGUCAGCCUGGUUGAGGGUGUGGCUACCAAGACAUGGAUGUUUCGCCCAUGUGCUUACCUUGUGGAUUUAUACUGUAUUUGUAGAGUCUAGAUUUAUAUACUGCAGUGUUAAAAAAAAAACACACACACAUAUAUGUGAGUGUAUAUAUAUAUAUUUCCUUUUUUAAAAGACAUUGGAAGGUCCAAGUAGAUCAAACAUAGCCUCAUUUAUUUAAUGCCACUUUAAAUGUCUUACAUUUCUUUCCUGGUGGACAGCUGGGUUGUGCUGCCAGCUGCUCGCAUGCCUUUCUUUCUGCAUCUCCAUCAUCUGUUUACUUUUUGGUUAAAUUAAUAAACUGGCUUGGGAUUUGGCUGGCAUGUGCUGCCAGACCCAAAGGGAUUGUAUCUGGAGGGUUCAUCUGGUGGAUCUGGGUUCCAGAUAUGUCAGCGUGUGGUUUGGAGGUGGCCUCUGGUUCUGUUGGAGGGAGCAGAGGGAAAGCCUGUGACAGGCUUAGGAGGGAUCCUGUCUUCGGGCACGUGACACAUGCAUUUAAGGGAAAGAGUGACAUCCGAGUAAACUGCCUCAGAGGUGAUGGCUUGCUGGAUAGCUCUUCCUGAGUAGUUCAGUUGGUGGGGACACGUUGUAUACAAUCAGACUUAAGAGUUAGGGUCCAAGGUAGUAGUUGGCUUCUUUCUGACAGUCUUGUCCGGAGUCUCCACUGCUACCGUCUGCACAAUUCCUGCAACCAUCCAAGGUGCUCUGGAAGCCGAGAGGGUCGCCAUGGAGGAAGGACAAGUCUUCCCAGAAGGCAGUCGGACCGAGGCCAGCUCACUUCACAUUGUCAUUCCACCAGCUUGUUUCCCAAAAAAUGGAUUCCUAAAUCAAUCCAAAUUAUCAGGUUUUCUGAGCCCUCAUGGGAUUUUGGAGAGAGUUGAGUAGGUGUUUUAAUUGAUAAUAAUAUGGGCAGGAAAAGAAAGGGAUUUCUGUCUCUGGAAGGUGAUUAUAUUUUUAUGAUCAUUCAAGAAAACAGGUUCCCUUGUUUUGCCUCCCUCUAGAAACAGCUUGAUGACAUUUUGCCUGAAGGAAGGUCUUGAAAUUUUUUGUGUUGGCGGCUUCUCAAAUUUUCCAUGCUGCACAGGACUCUUAGGAAGCAUACAGUAUUGAUUGCUCUGUGUCCUGACUUCAGUGGUACCGUGAAGUUUCCCUGAUGCCAGCCCUCGUUUUCUCCAGGGCUGGGGCAACGGCCCCAGUUGCAACCUGUGUCCACACUUCCACCAGGAGGAGUUACUUCCAUUGUCUUUGCACUGCUGUUUCCGCUAGGAUCUCUGUUAAUGUGAAAUGCUUCCAGAAGGGAGUAUUAGGCAAGGCUAGAGAAAUAAACCAUGACAUCUCAGUAA